This is a messenger RNA of Rhodotorula graminis WP1, 812 nucleotides long. RefSeq lists its product as uncharacterized. The record is from RefSeq and is a predicted model, not a curated record. Gene Ontology annotation, biological process: transcription by RNA polymerase III. Gene Ontology annotation, molecular function: DNA binding. NCBI's taxonomy places the organism in Eukaryota, Fungi, Basidiomycota, Microbotryomycetes, Sporidiobolales, Sporidiobolaceae. The coding region runs from base 55 to 768 and encodes 237 amino acids. The transcript has 2 exons. Gene Ontology annotation, cellular component: RNA polymerase III complex.
CUCGACUGACUCCCUACUCGCCGCCCGCAGCCCGAAACGCGCGGCGAGCUCUACAUGUUCCAGUUCCCGCGCAAGUUCCCCGUCUUUGCGCCCGAGACGCCGGCCGACACCACCGCCACCGCCACCGGCGCCUCGUCGUCGUCGUCGGCGGCAGCCGUCAAGCCCGACCCGGACGCGCCCGCCGCGCUGCGCAAGCCCGCCGCGCCGGCGUGGGGCCGGUUCGGCUCGCGCGCCGAGAAGGCGAGCCGGUGGACCGAGCACGAGGGGAGGAUCGGGCAGCUCCGGGUGCACGAGAGCGGCAAGGUGACGCUCAGGAUCAAGGGCGACUUGCGGUACGAGGUCCUCCCCGCCGCGCAGCCGUCGUUCCUCCAGGAGGUCGCCAUCCUCGACCACCGCGCCGCAGCCGGGUCCGCGUCGGCCUCUGCGGCCAACGGCAACGGGCACUCGAACGGCAACAAGCCCAAGCACCGCCGCCGCUCGGCCUCGGCCUCGUCGGGCUCGUCGUCAUCAUCUUCCUCCUCGGCGUCCGACACCGACAAGCCCUCGCGUUCCAAGGCCAAGGCGCGCCGACCGGUCCCGCCCGAGUCGCUCGUCGUCCUCGGCCAGACGCAGAAAAAGUUCCUCGUCGUGCCCGACAUCAACGACCUGUUGGCGUCUGUCGCAAAGCAGGAAAAGGACGAGCGCGACGAGGAGAGGAGGGUCAAGCUUGAGCGGGCGAGGGGCGCGAGUGGGGCGGCGAGCGGGGCGGCCGGCAAGGGGAGGAGGUAGACGAGGGACGAGGACGCCGUGUGGAACGCUGGUGAUCACGAACC